UCGGCUACUACAUGAGGAAUUCAUCUCAGCUUGGGUUCAACUUGACCGAUCAGGGGUGGUUCGUCAUCCCCAAAUGGUUUGAUCCAUGGAAGACGAGCCGCGGUGACGAAAGGAUGGACCUGCAUGAGGCAUCUUUCAGCAUCGUCUUCACCCUGACCGUAGUAAGCACAGGCAGAAGCACUCUCUUAUUCGACAUCCUCCCGAGACUUGAGCCUCCCUCUGACGACACUGGGGGUUUUAGGCCCAUGAGCUUUCAGCCUGUCAAGAUCGACACGCUGGAGAACACAGCGUUUCAUUCUGGAAGAACAAUCCGGGUUACAAGUGUCUUCCUGCCACGGGAAAACGAUGAUCCUAACAAUAAUGCAGGGAAACGAUACGGCGUGCGGAUCGAUUACGAUCGCGCUGCGCACAACCUCUCUGCUUACCUAGUUCUUGAUGGAGGAACAGAGACGGUGCCUGACGAAGCCACAAAGCAACUGGAUGCCAGAGACGCCCUUUCUCCGGAUGGCUUAGUCUUGGCCCUCUCGUCCACCAUGGGUCAGCUCUUGCAGCUCCAUACCUGGAGCUUCACGAUCGAGGUCCCGGAGACUGUGCACUCACAGGGGCCCAAUACUGUCACCAUACUGUCUUCCGUCCUCGGAUCAGCGGCUGCAGCAUCCGCCAUUGCCGCCGCUGUCUACCUCUACUUGAACUCCAAGUACCGGAGGUGGAAGAAGGAUCUGGACCAGCUCUCCAAGAAUAUGCAGCGCCUUCCUGGUGUGCCGAUGCAGGUCGACUUCGCCGACAUCAGGAAGGCCACCAACAACUUCCAUGAGAGCACGAGGCUGGGCCAAGGCGGGUUCGGCGCCGUUUACAGGUGCAGGCUUCCUGCUGCGAAGAAGGGAGAGUUCAUGGAGGUUGCUGUCAAGAAGUUCACCCGGGCCGAUAGCCGGGGGUACGAGGACUUCCUGGCGGAGGUCAGCAUCAUCAACCGCCUCCGCCACAAGAAUAUCGUUCCUCUCGUCGGGUGGUCUUACAACAGAGGAGAGCCCAUUCUUAUCUAUGAGUACAUGCCUAAUGGCAGCCUAGACCAACAGCUCUUCAGCAGGAGCGGCGAUAAGCAGCAGAGUUGUAUUCACCAGUGGGGCACUCGCUACAACAUCGUCAGGGACAUUGCAACUGGAUUGCAGUACGUUCACCAUGAGUACGAGCCCAUGGUGCUCCACCGCGACAUCAAGGCGAGCAACAUCUUGAUCGACCUCACCUUCCAAGCUCGCCUCGGCGACUUCGGGCUCGCCUGCGUGCUCGCCGACGGCAAGAACUCCUACACCGACCAUGGUGCCCCUGGCACCAUCGGUUUCCGGUCGCCGGAGUACAUAUACAAUGGCAGGGCCACGAGGAAGACGGACGUCUUCGCUUUCGGAGUGCUCGUCCUCGAGAUCGUCACGGGGAAGAGGGCAGUCGGCAGGGACGACGUGCAGUUCGGGCAUGUCACGGAUUGGGCGUGGAAGCUUCAUGCGGAGGGUAACCUACUCGCCGCCGUUGACGCCGCCGUGCUCACCGCCGGCGGCGAGUUUGACGCCGAGGAGGCUAUACGGCUUCUGAAGCUCGGCAUGGCGUGCAGCAACCCGAACCCGGCCGACCGGCCGAGCAUGGUGGAUGCGGUGAGGAUCAUCGCCAAGUCGGUGCCGCCGCCGGACAUGCCUCUUUCCAAGCCGCCGAUGGUGUGGCCACCGGAAGGGUGGGACUCAGUGACAUCUGAUUGUAGCACGUCCACGAGUAACUUCAACAGGACCUCAUCGACGUUCAUGGUUGAGACGAUGACGGUGGGCAGGGAAAGAACACAUCUCUUCUGAAAAUGAACGCCGCGGCAGAUUGACAGGUUAUCACCCCACCGGAAGGUUGAUGAUGAAUUGAAGGUAUUUUAGCUAGUACAGCCAUGUUAUGUACGAAUAAGGUGGUUAGCGAAACAGAAUAGGUUGGUACCAGUGAAAUGAAGCAUACGAGAUCCCGUG
Messenger RNA from Setaria italica (foxtail millet), 1994 nucleotides. RefSeq names its product L-type lectin-domain containing receptor kinase IX.1. The transcript is spliced from 2 exons. NCBI's taxonomy places the organism in Eukaryota, Viridiplantae, Streptophyta, Magnoliopsida, Poales, Poaceae. Gene Ontology annotation, biological process: protein phosphorylation. Bases 12 to 1835 code for a protein of 607 amino acids. Gene Ontology annotation, molecular function: protein kinase activity; ATP binding. The record is from RefSeq and is a predicted model, not a curated record.